Messenger RNA from Exserohilum turcica Et28A, 708 nucleotides. RefSeq lists its product as uncharacterized. Bases 29 to 481 code for a protein of 150 amino acids. The transcript is spliced from 3 exons. NCBI's taxonomy places the organism in Eukaryota, Fungi, Ascomycota, Dothideomycetes, Pleosporales, Pleosporaceae. Gene Ontology annotation, molecular function: oxidoreductase activity. The record is from RefSeq and is a predicted model, not a curated record. Gene Ontology annotation, cellular component: mitochondrion.
UUCAACAGCACAGCUAAUCACAGCAAGCAUGUUCAAGCGACUAUUCGGAGAGCACGGCGCAAAGAAUGUCGUGACCCUCUUUCACGCGCCCUCGAACCAGGCAUCCACGCGCGUCCUCACCCUACUCAAGCAAGCCAAUGCGCAGUCUGUCGCACAUGCAACGGAAGACCAGGCCUCCUCUCACCAAGCCCAAAAUAAGGCUGAGCGCACAGAAUUCGAGCUCGAUGUAACGGAAGCCCCACCUACCACCGACCAGCUCAAGAACAUCUUGGACUAUCUAGGCGGACCAAGUGCAGCAAGCAAAGUGAUUAGCGGAGCGCAAAACGAGAAUGAUGCUAUGCGAAGGCUGAAGGCCGAUGGCGCGACAUUCCAAAGGCCGCUAGUUGUGGAUUGGAAUCAAGGGAAAGUUGUCAUGGGUGACAACGAGAGCGAGAUUCUGAAGUUGGUGCGCUCAGUGCCAAAGGAAACAGACAAGGCCUAGAGAGGAGACCAGACUGAACCGAGAACAUGGGAUUAAGUUGUAUCUUUGCCUGAGCAGCAGGGGAGCAACAUCUGGAAGGAACUGUUGCAACCUCAUGACUGCACUGCUCAGCAGCUGGUGCGGCAUGUCUGCAUUUACAGUUGAAAACCGAUUCAUACAUAUGUAUAUGAAGACAUGCCUCUCAAUAGCCUUUCUUGAAAUCUUGCAAGGAGUGAGUGAGUAGCUUU